AUGGCAGCGUCGGAGAUUUUUUCCUCCAGCCGAAAUCUCUGGAUUGAACGCAAUUGGCUCGGUGCCCCCCUCUUUCGUACCCGAAGCCUACGGCUGGAGUUCAUUCUGGAACGAGACUACAGAAUCUACGUCUUCUCACUCGCCUCCUCCCACCACAUCGGACUUCAACCCACCCGCCUCGCAAGCCUUCGUCGCCCAGCUCGCUCAUCUCCACAAGACAUCCAUCUCCCCCACAAAAGAAUUUUGGCUUCCACGAACCUCCCUGCCACGGCACCAAACCCUUACGACGUCAUCAAGUGGCAACCAUCCUGGACGACCUUGUUCCGCGACAUCCUCGGCCACACCAUCUCGCUUUCUUAG
Molecule: messenger RNA, 360 nt
Organism: Podospora pseudopauciseta
Lineage: Eukaryota; Fungi; Ascomycota; Sordariomycetes; Sordariales; Podosporaceae
Exons: 2
Coding region: 1-360 (119 amino acids)
Source: RefSeq, a predicted model, not a curated record